AUGAUGAUAGAGUCAAAGACAGAGCUCUUCACCGUGGCUGGGACUGACACUGUGGACUCAGGGCCAGGUUCAGAGGUUUUCAACUCCAGAAAGAUAGUCACCACCUUUGAGAGAUAUAUCCAGCCGUGCUUGGCUGAGAUGGUGGGAUGCAGUCUCUUCAUCUUCGUGGGAUGCGGGUCUGUUAUUGAGAAUGCCGACGUUCCAGGGAGCAUCCAGCCUGCUCUGGCUCAUGGACUGGCGCUGGCGAGUGUUAUCGCUGUGCUGGGAGAGAUCAGGUGAGGACAUGCUGACACCUGGUAACAUCUCACUCCUCUAAGGUCAGAAAGUAUUAGGAUGUUUUUAUGAAUUAUUUAAACUUUGGGCUAAAAUAUAAUUUUUUUCCCAUGACCUGAGAUUUACAGUUAUAACGCGUGUAUGAAUCUCUUUUAUCAAUGUUUUACUUUUUGCAAUGUGAUUUUACAUCUCCUAAUGCAUGAGUAUCAAUAUCUAGUAUUAAACAUGACAUGUGUUAUUCUGUCUGAAUCCAGUGGUGGCCACUUCAACCCAGCUGUGUCUGUAAGUGUGUGCGUCAGUGGAGGACUGGACGUCAUGCUACUGGGGCCGUAUAUACUCUCCCAGAUG
Coregonus sp. 'balchen' is the source of this 621-nucleotide messenger RNA. Lineage: Eukaryota; Metazoa; Chordata; Actinopteri; Salmoniformes; Salmonidae. The record is from the annotation of a GenBank genome assembly.